AUGCAACAAAGGCUUCAAAUGGUGAUACAGUCUACCAGAGGAGGCCUGGGAGGAGGAAACGAAUAUGGAGAAGAAGUGAAGUUAAGUCUUACAGUGAGAAGCAUCUUAAGAAGCAUCUUUGACGCAGAUCAUGCUCUUUUUUCAGGGGAGAGCAGGCACGAUAAAGAUGCUCUUCAAGAUGAGUAAAAGUAAGGUCUAAUGCAGAAAAAGAAAAAGAAGAAGAAAGGCUCCAGUGAUGACGAGGAGGGCCCUGGUGCUGAUGACGCAAAAAAGAAAAAGAAAGAGAAAGAGAAAGAAAAAUUGAAAGCGCGGGGUGAUAAAAUAGUAUCGACUCGUGGCGGUGAUAAAAUGGCGUCCACUCGUGGUGGUGAUAAAAUGGCAUCCACUCGUGGUGGUGAUAAAAUGGCAUCCACUCGUGGCGGUGAUAAAAAGAAAAAGAAGAAGAAAGAUUCUUCCGGUGAGGAUGACACAGGAAUAUCUGCUCGAGCCGACAAAAAGAAAAAGCAGAAAAUUGAGUCAUCAUUGAAAAAGAAUAAAAAAGGGGUCAGCGAUGAUGAUCCAUAUGCGGAGAUUGAUAAACCACAGAAGAAGAGCAAGAAAGAGACUGCGGCGGAUAAAGUGAUGGCGAGCUAUCGAGCAUCCAUGGCCCUCACCUCCCAGAUUCUCUCAACGAGACCAGGGCAAGGUCUCAUGUCACAACGAGGCGGCGCAAAAAAGAAAAAGAAAAGAGAGGGCUCCGUGCGAAUGAAGGAUUACUAUACUAGUACAAGUCCGAAUGAUCAAGAUGAACCUCAGGUCGUGGUCGACAUUUUUGAGGGGGUCGUUUCGGAAGGAGACGAGCAACAACAAGGUGUAGGAGAGGACGCAGGGCAAAGCAGCACUUCGACGUCUUCUAGCCAAAGUCUUGAAAGAUUGCUGAAGGAACGUAACUCGGAGGACAGCACGAGAGCCGCGCGCUCUUUGCGUAAUACUUCUAGUGUCUUGCAGAAACAGAGGACUGCUGGCUUGGCCUUGUUUCGGAGGAGCUUGUUCAAUAGAAGAAUUAUGACUAUAAGCAAUUGAAUUAAAUGAGGGAAUCCAUGAAGAUCUUGUUUUGUAGAUGAAGCAGCUUGAUUUUGUUCGGGAUGAAGCAUUUUACUGUAGAAUCUUGUUUAUAGAUGAAGCAUCUACUCGCUUGUUGCUUGGGGAACCCGGGCCUGACUGUAUAACUAUACGGGUGGAAAAGGAAAAACAGUCAGAGGGCCCAACAAGAUGAGUUAUCUCAAGAUGGAUUUCCAGAAUGGAUUCUAAGAUGAAGAAACUGCGUGAUCAGGAUGACGCGAUGACUGGCGUGGUGAUGUCACCUGGUGGAGUCGGUGGAAAACCUGCGAAAGGGCAAUUAGUGAAGUCUCCCCAAACAGAUAUCGAUGAGGUUCACGAGUAUGUGGAUGACGAUAUGACGAGUAGUAGCAGCAGCAGUGAAUCUGAAGAGGAACAAGAGCCUGUUGUUCAUCUGUCACAAGUCGUGGGUACAACGCUACGAGCAGACAACAAGAAGGACAGUGUUGUGCCUGUUGAUGUGGUCUUGUCAGCGCAAGUGGGUAGUAUGGCUAUGGUACUACCAGAGGACAAGGAGAAGGACAUCAAGGAGAAGGACAUCAAGGAGAAGGACAUCAAGGACAAGGACAUCAAGGACAGGGACAUCAAGGACAGGGACAUCAAGGACAAGGACAUCAAGGACAGGGACAUCAAGGAUAUGGUUGUCGUCAACAGAGUAGAUCAGGAAGUGCUUGUUCAGCAGUCGCAGUCGGAGAAAGAAGCGGUCGUGGCCAAAGCUGCAGUUGUGGAGGCCGAGCGGCUACUACUUCCAGGUCGUGAACGUGAACGGCGGCCAUCCAAAUCGUUAUUUCAUAGUAAGGAAUCUAGUAUCUUCAAUAUGAAUACUACGAAUACAGCUGGACGAGCUCCCUCUCGUGGAAGCAGUGCAGACUUUGGAACACGGUCUUCCAGCUCUCGUUCAGGGACCAAUUAUAUGUCAGACUCUCGCCAACGAGUCAGUGUAUUCAAGAAAGCUGCAAGAACUCUUCCGAGUCAUCUAGAGUCAAGAACAUCGUCUUCUAGGAACGAGGAGUUGCAUCAGAGGGGCCAUCCGGAGUCAAGAACGUCUAUGUUCUUAUUGAGCGAGUUAGAUCAGAUGAUCUCGCAAGGAUCUUCUCAUUCACCAGGUUCCGCAACAACAACUAAUCCUACUGAUUCAGGAAUCGUAGAGCUGCUCCCCCAACGGUCCCCGCAGCGACCCCCACAUCAAGCACAUCAAGGUCAUAGUACCUUAUCAGCUCCUAGAGGGACAGCACAGCCACAUCAAGAGGAUAGCACUACGUCACCAGUUAGGGAGCAAACAGGAGCAAGGACAGAGAAGCUAGACGUGGCGAGGAUGAGACGGGAAGGGGAAAGCGUUCAGCCAAUAGAGAUGUCUGGAGGAGAAGAACCCGAGCCGCCACCACCUCAGAUGGACUCGGAGCUAGAAGUUAGCACUAGUAUUGAUGUGUCUCGUGAACUACCUGGACGUGGUUUUAAAGGGGACAAACAAGAUGACUCUGUAUCUGGUCGGAGGGUAGUAGAUGGAGAUGAUAGCCGUGGUAAGGUUCUUGAAACGAGUACUGGUCGUGAAGCGGAUCAAAAAGAACGACUUAGGAGUAGUGGAGGAAAACCGGGUAGCCCAAGUAAGGGAGCAGCUCUUCAUCGGGAGGGAAUGAAGAAUCCCGACGGUCGGAAGAAAACUGACGUGGAACAAAAGGACGAAGGUACUACAAGAAAACAAAGAAGUAGUAGAAGAAGCAGUCGUAUGAAGAGUGACCUAGGGAUGAAACACAGUGAGCCCGACCGAGAAAGAUCUAGUACCGAUCGUGAUUUGUCUCCCUACCAUAGCGAAGGAGCUCAGAGCAAUAAGAAUGCUUCUUUUAUACCUCCAAAGCGCCGUAGCCUAUUUUCUGCGGAGACUCGGAAGCCAGGUAGUAGUGAUCAUGCGAGCUUAGAGGAGAAGAUGGACAUGAUUUUUGAAGAAAUGAAGAAAAUCAAGGAGGGCGUCGAAAUCAUGAAUAGUAGUGGCUUGAGAAACAGUGCAUCAGGACAAUCACUUACGAAUGUGGGGGCAGGAGCUUCUCCUGGAAUUAUUAAGGGCGAGAAGGGAAGUCGUGCUCGUUUUUCAUCAUCCAGAGAAAGGAAAUCUGAUGUAGCGCGGAAGGGUAUGAAGCUGCAAGACAAAAAAGCGAAAGUGAUUGGAGUAUAUGAGGAAAAUGUAAUUCUGGGUCAAAGAACUCAACAUCAUCAUCAUCAUGAAGAAUUUUCAACGCGGACGACAUCAGGGACAAUUAUAACUGAUUCGACCCAGCAAACAAGGCAAAGCGGAGGUCGAAGCACGUCACCGAAGCAGUCCUUGUUUGCCACUAAAGAAGGGGCUUCUACGGACUCGUCUUUUUUAUUUGCAAGGCGUUCUUCGAGAUCGAGGUCUUCGAAUUAUGGAGUAAAAGAUCUCGACGAGCAAGAAUUUCUUGGAAGGACAACAAGUAGGACGAAGCCUCCCGAGCAAGACCUUCUUGGACGUAGGACGAAGCCUCUACCCGAAGAGUAUAUUUUUUCUCCUUCCCAAGGAGAGCCUCUACCCGAAGAGUAUAUUUUUUCUCCUUCCCAAGGAGAGCCUCUACCCGAAGAGUAUAUUUUUUCUCCUUCCCAAGGAGCUGCCCCAAUGGAGAGCUGGAGCCUAGGAACGAGAAAGUCAAAAACAAGUCUUUUUGCGACGAAGGAAGCACCACCUUGGGCUACAAACUUGGCCAACAGACGAGGUGCUCCUACGGGUGUCGUGAUCUCAAGAGGUGGAGGACGAGGAAGCAGCAGGCAGAGUCACUUCGAACAAAAGCAGAACAGUAAUUAUCUGCUUCAGGCAUCUUCUACGUGAAACACCUGCGUGAGCCGUGAGGCACCUUCUACAUGAACAAGCACCUACUCCAUAAGAAGUUCAAGAUGAAGGUCGAACAGGAGGAUGCACGAGAUUCAUUGCAAAGCGGUAAUGUAAAGUGUCGGCUGACAUGGACUUGAAACUCUUCUAGAAGAAGAUCAAGAUGAACAAGACUUCUGUUGUACUAACUUGUACAUGUUGAAAAGUGUGGUUUGCCGGCCCUCUACGUUUCUUUCUAGAUGAUCAUUGGUUCUUGUUUGUGGUCCACAUGAAUUCUCGAUGCAUAGAAAAACUCGCGCGAGGUGGGCUAAAAACUGGACAUAGGAGAUGGAGGAUCCAAAACCGAUAUCUUUCGUAACUCUGUUAAUAGUGUUACAUUAUUAAGCUAGUCGAAGUACUAUGGGAGUGUUUAUGAGC
Amoebophrya sp. A25 is the source of this 4351-nucleotide messenger RNA. The record is from the annotation of a GenBank genome assembly. NCBI's taxonomy places the organism in Eukaryota, Dinophyceae, Syndiniales, Amoebophryaceae.